GCCAGAAGGCUACCUGUACGACAAGGAAUGCAUCCUGGAGUACAUCAUCAAACAGAAGGCAGACAAUGCACGUCUCCUGAAGGAGUACGAAGCCGAGCAGAAGAGAGAGGCUAAAGAACUGCAAGAGCUGGCCCUUGCAGAAGAACGUUCCAGAGCGGAAUCCUUUGUUUGCAAGGAGCGUACCAUUGUGAGCUGCUCAGCAUCGACGUCGUCUUCAGUGGGUCCAAGUGUGUCCAAUAUGGUGAAUGGUAAGGAUGCUCAGCUGCCGAGCUUCUGGGUGCCUAGCCUGACACCGAGUGCCAAGAAGGACAAAGCUGCCAAGCCUAGGAACGUUGUGCUUUGCCCCAUGAGUGGAAACCCAAUCAAAGCCAAGGACCUGAUUCCGAUCAAGUUCACACCUGUUGUGGACCCUGAUGAGAAGGCAUCCCUCAUUACCAAAAAGGCACGAUACAUGUGCGCCGUGACGCAUGACAUCCUCGGCAACUCCGUGCCUGUGGCAGCACUGCGGACCUCGGGUAACGUGGUCACAAUGGAGUGUGUUGAAAAGCUGCUCAAGAAAGACUGGGUUGACCCCACCAACAGCAAGCCACUCAAGGAGUCUGACAUCAUUCCUCUGCAAAGGGGUGGCACUGGCUAUUCAAGCACCAACUUCACUCUUGAUGCCAAGGUAAAGAAACCAGUGAUGACUGUGUAAGUCCGGAGCAUGGACAUGUUUGGCUUCAUUCA
This is a messenger RNA of Rhipicephalus sanguineus (brown dog tick), 726 nucleotides long. Its product is annotated as nitric oxide synthase-interacting protein. NCBI's taxonomy places the organism in Eukaryota, Metazoa, Arthropoda, Arachnida, Ixodida, Ixodidae. Gene Ontology annotation, molecular function: ubiquitin protein ligase activity. The record is from RefSeq and is a predicted model, not a curated record. Gene Ontology annotation, cellular component: nucleus.